Messenger RNA from Hippopotamus amphibius kiboko, 1189 nucleotides. It is a transcript of the gene CENATAC, whose product is annotated as centrosomal AT-AC splicing factor. NCBI's taxonomy places the organism in Eukaryota, Metazoa, Chordata, Mammalia, Artiodactyla, Hippopotamidae. The record is from RefSeq and is a predicted model, not a curated record. Bases 35 to 1051 code for a protein of 338 amino acids. The transcript is spliced from 11 exons.
CACCGGACGGCGAAGGGGCGGCUGCGCGUUGCGGAUGCCCAGUGCUGGCUCGAUGGCGCCGGCGCAGCGCUGCCCUCUUUGCCGCCAGACCUUCUUCUGCGGUCGCGGGCACGUCUACAGUCGCAAGCACCAGCGGCAGCUGAAGGUGGCUUUGGAGCGGCUUCUGCCUCAGGUGGAGGCAGCCCGCAGGGCCGUCCGCGCGGCUCAGGUGGAGCGUUAUGUGCCCGAGCACGAGCGGUGCUGCUGGUGCUUGUGCUGCGGCUGUGAGGUGAGGAAACACUUGAGCCACGGAAACCUGACCGUGCUGCACGGGGGGCUGCUGGAGCAUCUGGCCAGUCCAGAGCACAAGAAAGCAACCAACAGAUUCUGGUGGGAGAACAAGGCUGAGUUCCAGAUGAAAGAGAAGUUUUUGAUUUCCCCGCAGGAUUAUGCUCGAUUCAAGAAGUCCAUGGUGAAAAGUCUGGAUUCCUAUGAGGAGAAAGAGGAUGAAGUGAUUAAAAAGAUGGCAGCUCAGAUCCGUGAGAUGGAGCACAGCCGGCAGGAGGUGGUUCGGUCUGUCUUAGAGCCUCAGACAGUGCCAUACCCAGAAGAGGGCUCUUCGGCACCUGGAAGCCAGAAAGGGACAAACAGCCAAGUAGCCUCCGCCUCACAGCAGCCCUCAAACUUGGACCUGCCACCAGCCCCAGAGCUUGACUGGAUGGAGACAGGACAACCUCUGACGUUCAUUGGCCAUCAGGAUACACCAGGAAUUGGUAACAUCCACUCAGGUGCCACACCUCCUUGGAUGGUCCAAGAUGACUGUAGCUCUGGGAACCAACAAAUAGGACCCUCCUAUGAAGAGUUUCUUAAAGAAAAGGAAAAACAGAAAUUGAAGAAACUCCCACCAGACAGAGUCGGGGCCAACUUUGAUCACAGCUCCAGUACCAGUGCAGGCUGGCUGCCCUCUUUUGGCCGGGUCUGGAAUAAUGGACGCCGCUGGCAAUCCAGGCAUCAAUUCAAAACUGAAGCCGCAGCAAGAAAAAAACAGCAGUCAAAUAAAGAAAAAAAUUAAUGGUUUCCUGAUACAUUUCCAACCACCACAAGGUGCAAAGCCAAGUCAACAAACCCAUACCCAUCCUUUGUAACUGCCUUUCUUAGGAAACAGACAUAUCCACUUAUUUGAUUUAAUAAAGUUUUAUUUUUCAAAAUG